Messenger RNA from Penicillium bovifimosum, 1269 nucleotides. Its product is annotated as putative C2H2 finger domain protein. NCBI's taxonomy places the organism in Eukaryota, Fungi, Ascomycota, Eurotiomycetes, Eurotiales, Aspergillaceae. The record is from RefSeq and is a predicted model, not a curated record. The transcript is spliced from 2 exons. Bases 1 to 1269 code for a protein of 422 amino acids.
AUGUCGCGUCCUCUCCCCAACCCCAGCCAGCGGCACCACACACACUCGAUCUCGCUCGGUGCCCUCAACUCUAACCACCGUGUAACUCGCCGAAAGAGUGUGACCACAGCUGCUGCCAAUGCCGCCGCCGCAGCCGUUGCCGCCUCUAUGGAGGGCGGCGAAUCCACCUCCCUCCCCAUGGGCGCGCACCGCCGCAGCCUAGCAGGACGCAAGGGACAAGAAUCAGGCUCCAUCGGAAACGUGUCUGGUUUUAGUUCCUACCUUUCGCGCACCAUCAACGACGCCAGUCAGGAAUCGCCGGCCGCCCGAAAGGAUUCUCCGGGAUCGGACCACUCCGAUGGCAAGCUCAAGAACCGAAAUCGUCGAGCCAGCGAGGGUGCUCAACUGAAGACCGAAGGGAAGCGUGCUGCGGCAGCCAUACGGUGGGAACACGACCCAGCAUGGGCCGUUACAUCGAAGCUUCUCAUUUCCAAGCACCAGCAGGUUCAACUGCUGGAGGCUGCCUCUGUUUUGGUCACCAUGAACCAUGACGAUCCCCCCGAUGAGUCCGCUGAGUUGGAAUUGGAGUCGGAGUUGUCGUCUGGAUCGCCGGACGCACUGUCAGAAAUGCGGGAUGGCAUCAGCUCUACCGAGACCACUCCACCCCCGAUGGAUUCCGAGGAAGACGAUGACUUUGAGAUGUCGGGUGUGCCGGCACAGUGGGCCAAGCGCCCAAGCGUUAGCAACGUCUCCGGUUUCUCUCACUCCUACCAGUCCAUUCCUUCCAGCUCGUACAAUGACAGCGCGCCGCUGCACUCGCCUACCUUCUCCCACUUCCGCAACUCGAGCAUCGACACCCGUCCGUCGACCGCGGAUACCCGGCUACACGAGGAUGAUGAGGCGGAUCUUGCGGCAGCCAUUGGUCUCUGCAAUUUCGGGACUCCCCGUACAGGGCCUGUCUCCAUGACCCCCGACGUACCACCCGUGCCUCCGCUGCCGGCGCGCUACUUGGAUUCAAGCAGCCAACCGAGUAACCGGGGAAUGCUCUCCCCUCGGCAACGCCCUGCCGACGAGGCCGCUCGCCGAGACUCCCAGGCCAGCAUCUUCCUGUCGAGGUCGCUCAACCCCUCGCUGUCCUACAAGGUUUCCGAUGAGCGUGAAGAUCGGACGGGCGGUGGCGAUGAGGCCCAAAAGUCCCGACAACGCCGCAACGCCGACGUGGACUUCAGCAACCGCUCAGUGCCCGCUGACGACGACGAUGACGGUGUGUUUGGUCACAUGGAGGAAUAA